GAAAGUAAAACAGAUCAAAAUCUAUCGCCAUGUCUGUCAAGCACAGGCACACAGAAACAUCCAGCAAACCAUACUCCAUUGGUGCCAGCUCCAACUAUUUUGAAAGACAGUGUGAAAAUCCCACAAAAGACACAAGUAAUGAAUACUAGUAUCUCUGAGAAUAGAAAUAAGAUACCAUAACUCACAGAUGACCUGAUGCCAUGCUGCCUGCCUCAUUUGAGAUGUUUUAGGCUCGGCCAGUUUGUGAAGAAUUUAGUAACAUCCCCACAUCUUCAUUCAGUGUUUCCCAAUUAUAUUCAACAUGGUUAAAUGUUCUUAGUGAAGUGUAUUUUGGCUUGGUUUGUGGCUAUGCUCACUAAUUCAUUCAGGAGAGGUAAAACAUAUCAUCAGCUACUUGUAUCUCAGACCCUUGCUCUUAAGUGUGCUGUAACAUCCUACCCCUUCAUGCUGUGGGUAACCAGCUGCUAACAUCACCAGCUGCCUCACUGCAGGCAUCACUCCAGAAGGGCUCCAGCAUUCUCUCAUAGUGAUGUCAAAUACCACUAGAACACAGGCCAAAGCAUACUCACACUGUAUCACACUGAACAAGAAGAACAUCAGAUUUGAAAAAUGAUGAUGUUGCAUGACCAGCUCCGCUACCAUAAAGAAAUGGGAGAGACCACAGUCUUAUCAAGAACCUAUGAGUCCAACGAGGUACUGACUCCACUUCAAAUUCCCUCACGUCCAACUGUCUCACAAGACAGAGGCCUUCCCAUUGAGCAGUACUAUGACGUCACCCCGCUGAAAAAAAGUGAUGUGCGUAUGAAUGACGAUCUACUUUGUAAGCCACCAAGCAGUUUGGCUAAACCGCUGUGCCUGCCGUUUCCCACCUCUCAUCCCUACCAGACACAUAUCUCUAGGUAUGACAUGUUCCCAAACUUCAGAUCACCUGAGGAUCGAGACACUGGGAUUGAUGCAAGCAGUCACCAGCCUUUCUGUCCUAAUAUCCCUUGCAAGGCUUUUGACAUGGUUGUUCUAAGGAAGACCAGAGGUAAUCCAUACAGGCAUGAAGUUAUUAGCAUUCCCUUUGACUCCAUGAAGAAGGCUUUGUGCUGCCCAAGGGAGCACGCAUGCUUGCAACUUCCUAAAUUAUCUGAAGAAAAAGAUCAAAUAUACUACCCAAAUUUAACAAAAACAGUGGCCCCUAAUUCCAUUUAUAAAGAGCUAGAACAUGAGCUCUCUCCAAGAACAGCCAAUAUGCUACGAAACAUUGGAAGAGCUCAGUGGAUCACAACACACAAUCGAGACUUCACAGGAAGAGGUCCUAUGAAUCCCCUUAUCCUGGAUGACUACUACAUGAAAGCUGUUGGCAGAUUAACUGGAGAACUCAGUACAGAUGUGGAACUUAAAGAAACAUUUGUGCCUAGUCUUUCGCAAGUGAGACCGCUUGAAGGGCGCACGGCGCGUUUACUGCAAGGCCGACGUCCCCGUGAAUCUGUUCUGCAAGCACAACACUGCGGCCACGAGCAGGCCAAACCACCUCAGACAUCUUACCAGAAAGACCACUAUCUGGAUACAGGGCUGCCAAUAAGCAAAUUUCAGAAAAUCACUGAUAGACAGCAAACGGAAGCAUUGUACCAGGGGCAGUUCUCAGGAAGGCCUGAACUUCAGGCCCUUCAGAAAUCUGCACAUUCCCUUUCCUGUGAAGAUUUAAAGCCCAAACAUUUGGAUCAACAUUCAAUAUGGGAAAAUCCACUUAGUCUCAGUGAGCCAGUGUUGCCUCAGGAUGAAAAUAGGGAGGAAAACAAAAUUGUAUUGCACAAGCUUUGGAACCAAGAAGCAAGUCAGCCUGCAUGGAGACCAGAGGACAGGCCAAGAGAGGCAGCGCUGCCUGAGUGGAUCCCCGGCUCUGAGGUUGCUCGGCGCCAGACAGUGCUGCUGGAGCUGCAGAAUUCCUUCUCAAAGACAGCAGCACAAAAAUGUUUUCAGGAUUCUAUCAACAUGGAGACAAAAGAUCUCAGAGACAACAUUAAUGAGGGAAGGAGACAUACAUUCUAUGGUUUCAAUGCUUUUUAUUUCCAUAACUGAUACAUUCCUUGGUAUUGUAAAAAUAGUAAAAAAAAAUUAAAAGUACCUCAAUACAACCUGCCUAUUCUUUUGUACUGAUUGUGACUGAGAUAGAGUUUAUUUCCUUUACAGUGGCUUGUAUGAAGCUAUGCUUUGGAUUUGUGAUGAAAAUGGUGUUGAUAAUGCACCAGUGAUUUAGUUGUUUCUGUGUAGUACCUACACAGAAUCAAGGACAUUUCUGCAAGUGAGCAAGCUGGCAGUGUGUAAGAUGAUGGGAGGGGACACGGCCAGCACAGCUAACCCCAAUGGACCAUGGGGAUACUCCACACCACGUGUCGUCGUGUUUAGUAAUAACAGCUUGGGGGAAAAGGAGGAAAGGGGUAUAUUCAGAGUUAUGCUGUGUGUCUUCCAAAGAAACCACUGUAUGUGAUGAAGCUCAGCUUUCAUGGAAAUGGCUGAACAUGUGCCUGUUGGUGGAAAGUAGUGAAUGAAUUCCUUAUUUUGCUUUGCUUGCUUGCACAGUUUUUGCUUGACCUAUUAAACAGCAUUUAUCUCAACACAUGAGUUUUUUUCACUUUUGCCUUUCUGAUUCUUUUCCCCACCCCUCUGGGGAAGUGAGUGAGCAGCUGUGUGGUGCUUGGCUGUCUACCAGGGUUAAAUCACAACAGUUCAUUUUGGUGCCCAGUAUGGGCGUCAAAGGGUUCAAGAUAACGACAGACUGCAGUAUGCUAGACUAAAUUUAUAGCUCUUAUAGCUGUUUAUCUGCUCAUUGGCAGGCUCCUGUGCUGAACACAGAGCUUGCUUGCCAGAUGGAAUACAGAUUCUCAGACAAUGCUCAAGGAUAUUUUAUACUUCUUUUAACCAUAGCUUUCCAGUAAAUUGUAUCUGUCUUCACAACAGCAUGAGACUAAGAUUAAACUUUCAGUUUCUCUGUGCACAUGAAGCCUCUCAUAGCAGGAUAGCCCUGCUGUCUCCCCUAGUGCCACAUAGCUGCAUCAACAGCCCUACAAAAUUCACUCUGCAAAACCUCAGGAAGAGUAGAUACAAAAAGAGCUCUAAGUUCUGCUUCAUCUGCUGAGAUUAAAUCCUUCAAUUGCUAAUUUGCACCUCUGGGUACAUAAAAUACUUCUACAUACCACUCCCAAACAUGUUAUCUUCAUAGCACAGGCAUAUGACAAUACAGUAGUAAUUCUUUUCAAUAUCUUCACUAUUUAAUAUCUUCACCAGUGACACUGACAGUGGGGUCGAGUGCACCCUCAGCAAGCUUCUGGAUGACACCAAGCUGUGGGGUGUGGUUGACACACCAGAGGGAUGGGAUGCCACCCAGAGGGACCCAGA
Molecule: messenger RNA, 3384 nt
Organism: Numida meleagris (helmeted guineafowl)
Lineage: Eukaryota; Metazoa; Chordata; Aves; Galliformes; Numididae
Gene: SPMIP4
Product: chromosome 2 C7orf31 homolog
Exons: 9
Coding region: 610-2067 (485 amino acids)
Cellular component (GO): centrosome
Source: RefSeq, a predicted model, not a curated record